Molecule: messenger RNA, 787 nt
Organism: Esox lucius (northern pike)
Lineage: Eukaryota; Metazoa; Chordata; Actinopteri; Esociformes; Esocidae
Product: brain and acute leukemia cytoplasmic protein
Exons: 3
Coding region: 229-657 (142 amino acids)
Cellular component (GO): cytoplasm
Source: RefSeq, a predicted model, not a curated record
UAAUCAAUGGUUUGAUAUAUUGGGUGAUGUACGCCGUGCUAACGCGAAACGCGGCGUACGUACAGUAAGUAGAGUUGGGUAGCGCAGCAUCACCAUUGCUAUGGAUGGAGGCAAACGGAGCAGCUAGUAGGUGAUGUAGCUCAGGUGAUGACACGAAGCCAAAUCGUGGACAGUUCUGUCCGUGUACGCUGACAGUUAGAAGCGAGCGGUGCCGUGGAUUAUAUUCCAAUGGGUUGCGGUGGAAGCCGGUCAGACACAAUAAUCGAACCGAGGUAUCAUGAAAGCUGGACCCGUGAGACGGAGUCGACAUGGCUCACCAACACCGACACCGAGGCUGCUCUCUCGACUAUCAACAGUAAGAGUCUGGAGGGCUUCCAGAAGGAGAAGAGGAUGAUGGUGACAACAGGAACUCAGUGUUCCAAACAGACACUUCAGACUGUCAGCAGCUCUGGACCCAACCAGCAGAGGAGAGCCCGAUGGUCCUGCCAAGACACAAGCCUCCCUCAAACAAACAAUGAGAGCCGAAGGAAAGUGUCUAAGGAAGCUUCAUCUAAGGAGGCUUCAUCUAAGGAGGCUUCAUCUAAGGAGGCUUCAUCUAAGGAGGCUCAGUCUGUCAGCGACAGUCUGGAUAACGUCCCUUUUGGCCAGUCUGGAUAACAUCCCUCUUGGACAGUGUGGAUGACGUCCCUCUUGGCCAGUGUGGAUGACGUCCCUCUUGGCCAGUGUGGAUGACGUCCCUCUUGGCCAGUGUGGAUGACGUCCCUCUUGGACAGUGUGGAUGACGUCU